UCGGUCACACUACCGUACCUGAAAUUGUGCAAUAGCGGUCUUUAGUGGUCUUUUUGACCAAAUUUAUCAAUUAAACUAGAAAAAUGAGCGGCAGAGGAGUUAGUAGAAUAUUAACAAUUGGAGCCACCGCCCUUGGAGCCUUCUACCUUGGUUCCCACUUUGAACGACAGAAGCGCAUCGAUGGGCCCGAUGGCGGAAGCCCCCGUCUUCCUGGGUUACCUACUUUUGGGACUGUUUCGGCGGCCAGUUUGAUUCCUGCCCAAGAAAGCAAUGUCAGUCUAGCGGCAACACCUUCAAGGAUUGGACAAAUAAUGAAGUAUGGAUUCCCGGGAUUGGAUAACGUGCGGUCCCACUCCGACUACGUGCUCUCCUACGACCGCCGGAAUCGAGUGCCACAUUGGGUAUUUGAGCACCUGACGCCGGACUCUGUAGCCAAAAACGAUGCUGUAGAUCGAGCCAAGUGCGACUUCAAGCAGGAUGAGAGCAUUCAUCCCUACUUUCGGUCUCAGAAUACGGAUUACAGGCGGUCCGGUUACGAUCGCGGUCACAUGGCCGCUGCUGGAAACCACCGGUUGCACCAAAAACAUUGCGAGGAGACCUUUUACCUAUCCAAUAUGGCACCCCAGGUGGGGCAGGGCUUCAAUCGGGACGCGUGGAACACCCUGGAGAUGCAUGUGCGCAAACUUACUAAAAUCUAUCCGAACGUGUAUGUCUGCACGGGCCCUUUGUACCUGCCCCGAAAGGAAGACGAUGGCAAGACAUAUGUUAAAUACGAAGUUAUCGGAGCAAACACGGUGGCAGUUCCCACCCAUUUCUAUAAAGUAGUUGUGAGCGAAGCUACUGACCAAAAACUCCACAUGGAAGCCUAUGUUAUGCCCAAUCAAGUGAUCAGCAAUGAUACGCCAAUAAGUGUGUUCCAAGUGCCCCCAGAAACUGUAGAACGGGCGGCUGGAUUACUUUUCUUCGACCAAAUGAACAGAAAGCAACUGGCCACCGUCAAUGGCAAGAAAGUCUAGAACUUUUGUGCCUUUGUAAAUAAUCUAUUUUAUGAUUGGAAGGGAAACCAAUUGGCCCAAAGAAAAGAACCAACUUAGUUUUGGUUUUAGUGUAUUUGACCAGGGAGAAUCCCUUGUUUAAUGUAAUUUUUUUCUUUUCCAAAGAACUUGUGAACGUUAAUAAACGUAAUCAAUUAAUACAGAUAUA
Messenger RNA from Drosophila bipectinata, 1203 nucleotides. RefSeq names its product Endonuclease G (gene EndoG). Gene Ontology annotation, molecular function: metal ion binding; RNA endonuclease activity; nucleic acid binding. The record is from RefSeq and is a predicted model, not a curated record. Lineage: Eukaryota; Metazoa; Arthropoda; Insecta; Diptera; Drosophilidae. Gene Ontology annotation, biological process: apoptotic DNA fragmentation. Gene Ontology annotation, cellular component: mitochondrial inner membrane; nucleus.